AUGAGAUUCGUCUGGCAGAGUUCAACUCGCGCACAUCUCCCAUUUGCGGCUCUUCUCGCUACCCUCGGGGCUGUCGUGGGAGUCGAACCGGGCCAGCUUCACCUGCCCCUGAACGUCGAUGAAGUGGCGCAGCUCUGGCACGGUCCAGUGUUCGUCGGCGGCCGCGAACCCAACGCCGAGCUGUUGCGCAGCUUUCGAACGGAACAUCCAACGCCGCAACCGCGCCUGCCACACCACGACGACACCUUCGACGACCUUGAGCCUUUUCAUCCGCUGCCGCCACUUAGCCCGGAGAGGCUCAACGAACCGCCCGAGCCGGUUGCGAGCUCCAAGGAGCGUCCUGGCCGAACAGCACCGAGUACGGGCUCUUCGUCGCAAGGUGCAGCACCGCUCAUUCAAGCAGCUCCUAAAGCUCCCAAGAGGCGUGCUCGUAAGAUUCGUCUCGUUCCUGCUGCCACUGACAGCGGCACGCAGCACCUCGAGACAGACAUCGACCGCAUCAACAACGGUCCGAUCCGUCAGGGCAUCCGCUACCGUGACGGCGAGCUGGCCGAACUCACCGUGCGCGCUCUGAAGAGGCGGAUCAUCGACGCAGUCGGGCUGCAUGGUGCCCCGGAGCAGCCAAAGGUCUGGAUCGACCCGGCUCCACGCAAAGCGAGCCUCUCGAGGCCCAAACAGACGUUGAUCUUGGCCCUCUUCAGCGCUGUUGACCAUCAGAAGAAGCCGAAGCUCGGCCUGAUGGAAGACAUCAUGACCGACGACUACCGCGUCGUCUUUUCGCAUGCUGCCAAGACCACCGUGCCAGACUCCAGCACGUUUGUGUUUUACGCCAUUGCCGUGCCCGUCAAGGACUUCAAGGACCCAACCCGGGCCCCCUCAAUCAUGCGGACCUACUUGGGCAAGGUCUAUGUCCAGGCGCCGCCGCAUCUCCUGCGUCCCGAGGGGUUCUCCAAGAACCUUAACACGCGGAUUCGACAGGCACAGCAGGCGUUGAACCAGGAGAGUGAAGCCAUGCAUCCGGGACAGACUGCAGCAGCAUCAGCACCGGCUGGAACAGAUCACGGCGCAGGUCAGACAAGGCAGCCGGGCAAGCUCACCGGCUUCGGCCUGCCGUGA
This is a messenger RNA of Pseudozyma flocculosa PF-1, 1116 nucleotides long. RefSeq lists its product as uncharacterized. The transcript has a single exon. Bases 1 to 1116 code for a protein of 371 amino acids. The record is from RefSeq and is a predicted model, not a curated record. NCBI's taxonomy places the organism in Eukaryota, Fungi, Basidiomycota, Ustilaginomycetes, Ustilaginales, Ustilaginaceae.